Messenger RNA from Theobroma umbraticum, 3233 nucleotides. RefSeq names its product RAP release 2, galactose-binding-like domain protein, putative (DUF1997). NCBI's taxonomy places the organism in Eukaryota, Viridiplantae, Streptophyta, Magnoliopsida, Malvales, Malvaceae. The record is from RefSeq and is a predicted model, not a curated record.
UGUGAGACGCCUGCAGCAGAAACCACGCUCGCAAGCCUCUUAUCCCUCAAAAGAAAAGCCAGUGUCCGAAGCAAAUAUCUGUUCUAUCUCUCUCUACUUCGGAGUCGGGAGCUUCUUUUCCGACGUCGUAUUCAACAUGGCUUUAGGAUUUUGUCCAUUCAAUUCAACACGGCUAGCCUCCCUCCCGUUCCCUUCAGAAAAUGCCCUUAAAACCUCCAAAAAUCCUCUCUACAUGAGCACGGCGUCGCUUAAGUUGCUCUGUGUUCGGGCUUCUGCCUCGAACUCCGCCUCGAAAGCCCGUUUCGUUGCGCGUCGGAAGGAGUCCGUUUCGGUUCGGCAGUUGAAACGCCCUCUAAUUGAGUAUAUGCGCCUACCCGCAAGCCAAUACUCGGUGCUGGAUGCAGAGAGGAUAGAGAGGAUAGAUGAUAAUACGUUUAGGUGCUAUGUGUAUAGGUUCAAGUUUUUUAAUUUUGAGGUUUGCCCUGUUUUGCUUGUUAGGGUUGAAGAACAGCCUAAUGGCUGCUGUAUUAAGCUCUUGUCUUGUAAGCUCGACGGUUCACCAAUUGUGGUUGCGCAAAAUGAUAAGUUUGAUGCUUCUAUGGUGAAUCAAAUAUCUUGUGAUGCCAACCGAAGUGGCUCAUUAGUUCAAGAACUUACAUCAGAUGCAGUUAUUGAGGUUAGCAUUGAGGUUCCUUUUGCGUUUAGUCCAAUUCCUUUGGGAAUGAUUGAAUCAACUGGGACCCAAGUCCUUGAACAAAUACUUAGGCUAAUGCUGCCCCGCUUUAUGGCACAGAUAAGGUAGAUCAUAGAUCUAAACAAUCAUGAUGUUGCAAAGGAAUUUGUGUUCAAAAGUGAGGAAGAUGGAAUGACAAUUUUACUAGCAAUCUAAUUGGCCUACAUGAAGUGGAAUGUGGAUAUGUAAAUUUAGUCUGUGGGCAGAUUGAGUUUUUCUCAGGUCGGUUAUUCUAAAUCUCAUUGGUAAUAACUGCAGUCAGUAUUUUGUUGAAUGGAUGAACCAAAUAUCAUUUAGCCAUUUGGCGAUGAUAGUCUGGUAUGGUGGUAAUUCAUAAUAAUCUUUGGCUGUUGAAAGUAAGGUGUAUAGUCGAGUAUAAAAGUGGCAAUAUUCUGCUUUUGGCUGCCUUCAAUGAUAGUGGAUGGUCUAUCAUCACUAAUCCAAUGGUUGCAAAAGCAUUUAGUCAAUUAGCAACACCAUGAUCAACAUGGUGCAAACAGACCAACUCAAUCAGUCUGUACUUGUGGCUCUAUGUAUUUGAUGCACAUAUCCACUUUUGGCAUUAUGUUUGAAGAAUUACAUGUGAAUUUUGGAGUAAAUCAUGAUGCUCUACUGUUUUAGCAAAUUUGUUGUUUCAUUUUCAGCUAUUUAUAGUUCACUUUCUAGACUCUCAUAUCUGUGGCCCAUGAGGUCCAAUUUUCAAAUCAAAAUUUAUAUUGGAUUAUCACGUUAAUGAUAUCUGUCAAAUGAAUAGAAAGUAAAAGUUUUAUAUUUUUGUUGAGUGUUUAAUUUAUUUGUUAAUGGUUGAAAUCAUGUUUAGGAAGUUAUUUCUUGGAAUUGUCUUUAAGACUAUCUAUAAGCUUGUAGUUCUUGAAGCCUCUACUUUUUCAUUGUGAAGUUUAGCCAAGAGUCAGGUUUAUAAUGCUUAUAUGAGUGGGAAUGAUGUUAGAGAAGCCCUUUGGUCUGAAACUAUUUUCUCAGCAGGUUUCAUUUUUGGAAUGAGUUUUUCCUCUUAAACAAAUCAAGUGUGUACAUGAUUACACGAAUGGCAUCAACAAAUAGCUGCUGGUUGAAUGGUGUUCCAGACUAUUCUUUUUUUGUUUGGUUUUAGCCAUCCUUACUGACUGCUGACUCCCAAUUGCCACAAGUUAUUAUUGAAGUAGCAUUCUACUUUACUGGUAUGAAUUAUGUCCAACUUAUCAGAUUAAACUGUAUGGACUGGUCAGUUGUAAGUGGUGCUGUACAUCACCAGAAAGCUGUCUGUCCUGACAUAUUUCCUCUGAAAAGAUAAAAGAGGUUAGAGAUAAAUUGCAGAGGGGGAGAAGAAUAAUGCAUGCUAGAGAAAGAGAAAGACAAACAGCGAAAAAUGGUGGCUGCAGUAGGUGAGAGGAGCAGGAGAAACAGCUGCUAUCAUCCACAUAUCUACUGGAUGAGUGUUUUAAGGAUUUCUAAUUGUAUGUAUCAGAUUGUGAAACACAGUUGGGUUCACACUCCUUUACUUCUAUAUUGUACAUCACAUAUCUUGACUACUAAAUGCUUUGUUCAUUGUGGAAUUUGUGACUAUCAGGUGCUAGCUGCGCUUAUAGGAAAAGGAAAGAUAGGGUUUAGAAAAUGCUAGAUUGGCUUUAGUUCUUUUUUUUUUUUUUUGAGUACAUGGUCAGUUUGUAGCAUUUGAUUUUGCUCUUUGGCUCCAGAAGUUUGAGAAAUUGAAGUCUCCAAAGUGACAAACAGUUAAGAUUGACAAGCAAUAUUUUGUAUCUCUGGCAUGCGUUAGAAAAGAUUUGUGGAACAAUAGAAAUAGCUACUGACAGUUAAAAUACUCUUGGAUGCAGCAUGAGUGUCCAUUAUUAUUUCUUCUUUUCUUUUUUGAGGGUAGGGGAAAUUCGCCAUUUGCAUGGGAAGGGCCAGAAGGGGGCGGGGGGGUUGGUGUCGAGAGUACUGAAUGAGCAAAUUAUGCUGUAUACAAUCAUGUUAAGAAUUAUGAAAUGAUACUGUUUUCAUUUUUCUUAAUGUGACACUUGCAACGAUUGCUGCGUCCUCUUAAUUGGUUUAUUUUGAGUGCAAACUUUGCAAAUUGUAAUAUGAAAAUAUGAAGCAGCAGAUCCAACUUACACAAAUGAGCUUUCUGCUUUUGAAAGACAGUUCUGAUAUACUUUCAUUGUUUUGCAGCUUGUUAAAGACUAUCAAGCAUGGGCUUCUGGUGAUGCCUCAAGGCAACCUCUUGGAACUGGUGAGAUUUGAGAGUAAGAGGGAAAAGAUUUACUUGCACUCUCUUUGAAAUCAUCUGCUUCUUCGAUUUUGCCAGCAUACAUAGUUGUACAAUAGGCGCAUGUCAGAAUAUCUCUGCUCUAGGUGCACCGAUUUACUUGGAUUGGUUUUCAUUAGGGAGGGAAAAAUCAUUUAAGAUAUUCUUUGUAUUUAAUGUGAAUGACAGAUUCUAAUUACAACUUCCUGUAGUCCCAGUUUCACUUCAAUCUAUUCCAAUGAUGACUGGAAUUCU